AUGGAGUCCCACAGCCGUGGGGUAGGAACUUUCCAGGUUUGGGACUAUGUGGUUUUUGCCUGUCUGUUUGUGGUAUCCAGUGGCAUUGGAGUGUUCUUUGCGGUAAAGGAGAGGAAAAAAGCUUCGUCGCGGGAGUUUUUGGUGGGUGGCAGGCAGAUGUCCUGCGGCCCGGUCGCCCUCUCCCUCACGGCCAGUUUCAUGUCGGCUGUGACGGUUCUCGGGGCUCCGUCCGAUGUUUACCGGUUCGGAGCCUCUUUUGUCCUGUUUGGCAUUGCCUACCUGUUUGUGAUUUUCUUCACGGCAGAACUCUUCCUACCCGUCUUCUACAGAUCUGGCAUCACCAGCACCUAUGAGUAUUUACAGUUGCGUUUCUGUAAGGGAGUUCGUAUGGCUGCUACACUUAUCUACAUGGUACAGACGAUCUUAUACACGGGGGUUGUUGUGUAUGCCCCAGCACUAGCCUUAAAUCAAGUAACAGGCUUUGACCUGUGGGGAUCCAUAUUUGCCACUGGGAUUGUCUGUACCUUCUAUUGUACGCUGGGGGGUCUGAAGGCAGUAGUAUGGACAGAUGCCUUCCAGAUGGUGGUGAUGGUGGUGGGUUUCCUGACUGUACUGGUACAAGGCACUGUCAAGGCCGGGGGGGUAGCUGCAGUGUGGAGCAUGAGCCAGAGAGGAGACAGACUGCAAGUGUUUGACUUUGACCCCGACCCCCUGAGACGUCACACAUUCUGGACCAUCUCCGUUGGGGGCACCUUCACCUGGCUAGGCAUCUACGGCGUGAACCAGUCCACCAUCCAGAGGUGCAUCUCCUGUAAGACGGAGUCCCAUGCCCGAUGGGCUUUGUAUCUGAACCUGCUGGGGCUUUGGAUCAUUCUGCUUUGCGCUGUGUCCUCUGGACUAAUUAUGUAUGCAUUCUACGCUACCUGUGAUCCCUGGUCAGCCAACUAUGUCUCAGCUCCAGACCAGCUCAUGCCCUAUUUUGUGAUGGACAUACUGGGAAGUUUUCCUGGACUGCCUGGUCUGUUUGUUGCCUGUGCCUUCAGCGGCACUCUGAGCACAGUGGCAGCCAGCAUCAAUGCUCUGGCCACAGUCACUUUCGAGGACUUUGUGAAGCAGUGUUGCAAGGACCUGUCCAAUCGAGCAGCCACCUACACCAGCAAAGGCCUAUGUGUUGUGUUUGGAGUGGCGUGUACAAGCAUGGCAGUGGCUGCGUCUUACAUGGGAGGAGUAGUGCAGGCAGCUCUGAGUAUCCACGGGAUGUGUGGAGGACCCAUGCUGGCUCUGUUCUCUCUGGGAAUUCUCUUUCCCUGCGCCAACGCCAAGGGCGCCGCCGGUGGCCUCGCCCUGGGCAUUGCUCUGUCCUUCUGGGUCGGAGUGGGAGCAUUUGUCUACCCUCCCUCCAGCCUUAACACCCGUCCGCUGGAACUGAGCACUGAGGACUGUCUCUUACUGAACACGACCGCUGUCGCUAAUACCACUCAGAUCCCACUCAACUCCACUUCCCCUGUCUCCUCACACAGGCCUGUGUUGGCUGAAGUCUGGUACUCCAUGUCCUAUUUGUACUACAGUGCUGUUGGCUUCACAGGCACGCUCGCAGGGGGUCUCCUAAUCAGCCUGCUCACAGGUCCGUCCAGGCCACAGGACGUGAACGCAGAUUUGACUCGCCCUCUCGCUGACCUCAUCUGCUGCUGCUCCGAGAGAGGCAGGGGAAUGUGCUGCAGCAGAGGCAGCUAUGAGGGAGACAAACUGACCCUGGAGGGCAUGGACUUCACCACGGUCCAGGGAAAACACAUCGAGCACAGCGAUGGUAUUAAAGAGGACAUUUCAGGGAAAAAACAGAGUUAUACCCUGCAGAGGGAAUGCUACACCAAUGCAGGCUUUCUCAAGGAGUCGCAGUCCUUUUAA
Chanos chanos (milkfish) is the source of this 1905-nucleotide messenger RNA. RefSeq names its product solute carrier family 5 member 12 (gene slc5a12). Gene Ontology annotation, biological process: sodium ion transport; transmembrane transport. NCBI's taxonomy places the organism in Eukaryota, Metazoa, Chordata, Actinopteri, Gonorynchiformes, Chanidae. Gene Ontology annotation, molecular function: symporter activity. Gene Ontology annotation, cellular component: extracellular exosome; membrane. The coding region runs from base 1 to 1905 and encodes 634 amino acids. The record is from RefSeq and is a predicted model, not a curated record. The transcript is spliced from 15 exons.